This is a messenger RNA of Aegilops tauschii subsp. strangulata, 1740 nucleotides long. RefSeq lists its product as uncharacterized. The record is from RefSeq and is a predicted model, not a curated record. Gene Ontology annotation, molecular function: ubiquitin protein ligase activity; zinc ion binding. NCBI's taxonomy places the organism in Eukaryota, Viridiplantae, Streptophyta, Magnoliopsida, Poales, Poaceae.
AUAGAGUCCUCGACAAAGAACUGAAUGCUGGAGGCCCACUUGAUGUACAUGUCCUUAUUCUCCUUCGGCGGCACGCGCCACCCGUCCGCGCCACCGACGAUGUACCUCUUACCAAUUGGAACCGGCGGAACGAGCCCAACACCAGCGCCAGCGCCCUGCACGGACUCGGCAGCAGCGAUGAGUAGUACGAAGAAGAAGCUGAACAGCUGAGCCAUCGAUUGAUCAAAAUUUAGUGAACACUGGGUAUGGCUUGCGACUGAUCACUACACUGUUUGCGGGCGCGACGUGGAUGUGCAGAGCUGAGCCAUGGUUUAUAGGGGGAGGGAGUACGAAAGAUGAGGAUGUGCAUGAUGGCGUGAGGGGAGGAGCGAAAGAAUAGGCAGGAUGGCGCGAGGGGACGUCAAGACCAAGUGGAGAGCGAUCCGCGGUGUAAUUUGGCGGGUUAGUUGCUUCGGUUACCGAGACUUGGAAGAUUUAGUUUUUUGAGGGGAGACGAAGAAUUGGUCUGUACUCCUGUAGAUCAGGGGAAGCACCCAAGAUUGAACCGAAAGUUAACUUGCCUGAGCUGCCUCCUCUUUCCUCCUGCGAGCUUUGCUUCCGCACCCCGUAAUCCUCAUCGCCGCAGUCUUCUCCCACGGCACUCAACGCAUCUCAUGGCAUGGCGCCCCGGCCUUACAUAGCCGCUCGCCCCCGGGCUCUCGCCAGCUCCCAUGCCAGAAACGCGGAGCGACCUGCCGAUGGAGCCGUCGUUCGGGUCCAACUCCGCGACCACCGAGGAGGCGUCGACCCGGCGCGUGGCCAACCGCAUCAUCCGCGCGCUGCAGCACCACCUCCUGCUGCUGCACCGCGCCGGCGCGGACUUCUUCGUGCUGGGCGCCACGGGCAACGUGUACACGGUGACGCUGGCGACCACGCCGGCGUGCACGUGCCCCGACCCCGGCGCGCCCUGCAAGCACAUCCUCUUCGUGCUGCUCCGCGUCCUCGGCCUGUCCCUCGACGAGGCCUGCGUGUGGAGGCAGUCGCUGCGGCCGUGCCAGGUCGCUCGGCUCGUCGCCGCGCCGACUUACCCGGAGGUGCUCGCCGGCCCUCGCGCCCGGGAGAGGUUCCACCAGCUGUGGGCGGCCCACGUGGCGGCCGCAGCCGCAAAGGCCGCCGACCAGCGCCGGCAGGAUUCCGCCGGCCCGUCGUCGGGCCGCCUCGACGGCGCCGCAUGCCCGGUGUGCCUCGAGGAGAUGGCGCCGUCGGCAGAGGCACAAGGCGGCGCGGCGGCAACGGGGCCGGCGCCGCUGCUGACGUGCGGCACGUGCCGGAACUCGGUGCACGCCGAGUGCUUCGCGCGGUGGAAGCGCAGCCGGGCGCGGCGGGCGGCGACGUGCGUCGUGUGCCGCGCGAGGUGGCGGAAGCCGAGCCGGGACCGGGAGCAGGACCAGCAGCAGUACAUGAACCUGUCGGCGUACAUGCACGAGGAGAACGACGCGGUGGACAUGCAGGUCGAGGACGGGGCUCCGUGUGGCGGAUAGAGGAACUCGUUACGGCAGUUCAUACUGUAUGAAAUUUAAGAAGCUGUACAGAGGGUGUAGCGUCCCGAUUCAUUCGGUCUCGUGAUAAUUCUUUCUUAAUUUUCUUAGGAUCUGACUUUAAUUGACUUGUUACAUGCAUGUGUACAGAAUUUCUAUGUCAAUAAAAUCACUGUAUUCUGAAGAAAUUAUCGAUGAUGACAGUGUGUGCUGUUAUUUGGGG